Molecule: messenger RNA, 3700 nt
Organism: Crotalus tigris (Tiger rattlesnake)
Lineage: Eukaryota; Metazoa; Chordata; Lepidosauria; Squamata; Viperidae
Gene: FBXO5
Product: F-box protein 5
Exons: 5
Coding region: 1907-3073 (388 amino acids)
Biological process (GO): regulation of mitotic nuclear division; negative regulation of meiotic nuclear division
Cellular component (GO): nucleus
Molecular function (GO): protein binding
Source: RefSeq, a predicted model, not a curated record
UCUAGCGUUAGUGCAGAAUACCAUACUUCAGUGUUUCUUGACAGCUAAGUAAAAUACCAGAAUUUCUUCCCAUCCAGUAUUCUGCCACAAUUGAUGGUUUCAGAAGUUGCUUAAAGAAUUCCAAAUGUUAUCCCUCUUCCAGAUUCAAUAACUGAAGCCAUUUGGAUAAAUAUCUCUGAAGGGCACCUAUCCUUGGUCAUACUCCUUGCAUGCUACUUUUAAUAGUAGUGUUAUCUUUAUAGAUAAAAGAACGGAAUAGAUGUAUUAUUUAGGUUUUUAAAAACAAAAUAAUAAUUUCUUGUACAAGAUAGUUAUGUACACCUUCUGGAGAAUAUUCACUUUGAUGGUAUGAAAAUAAGUUUGAUUAUAAGCCCCUUUUCCUUCCACCUAAACCUCUUGAUUUUAUAUUUGUUUUAUUGGGAAAGUGUAUGCUAUGUUGUCAUCUGAAAUAUAUGCCUUUAAUUCAUCUGAUUCUAGUGUUUAAUGAUAAUAUGCCAGGUCAUCUCUAAAGAGAUUUUAGUGAAAAACUGAAGUUUAUAGUAAACUUUACUAAAUGUGAUAGGAUUUUUUUUCCCCUAAAUAUCAGAUGUAGUCUAUAUGGACUUUUUAAAUAAAUAGCCUUGGAUUUUAAAAUAUAUAUAAACAAAGGGAACAAAAUACAGCAGUACUAGCCGAAAUCCUAUUCUGAAGCUUUUUACAUAUGGAAGGGCAAGCUAAUCUUUCCAUUUCUGACAAAUGUCUUUACUUUGAGGGAUGUAAAUAAUUGGGGAAAAUAGGUGCACCAUUCCAAAGUCACAUAGAGCCUACAUAAUUUAAUGAGAAAAGUAUGGUUCCCCAAAUAACAGGCAAGGCUCAAGCAGUAAGGUAAGGCAAAGUCAUUCCGGGGAAAGUUGGGGGGGGUGUGUGUGUCGAGGAACUUUUAAUCGGUCCCAUACAGCAUAAUUAAUAAGAGGUCAAUGCAGUGUAUAUGGAUGGCCAUAGCUUGCCUACUGAUGCACUGAAAUAAAAAGCAUCAUUAAUUUUCUUGGAUGUUUAGCGUAAGAGAUAUAGGACGGUGUCCUCGAAUAUUAUAGGGAAUAAUUUCCAAAUCAGGUGCUAUUCGGAAUAGGCAAUAGCUCCAUCUUAUCAAAUAAAAAAGCACCAACUUCCAUCCAAGUUGAGUUACUUUAGAAAACAUGCUACAAGCAUCGCGGCGGCCCGAAUAAACGAGUUUCCCUUACGACCGCAAACCCUGCAGUAAAAGGAGCAGGACGGAAGCGAGAUGGAAUCGGCGCCUUAAUCCGGCUACUGGGUCUCUCCUCUUCGCGCCCUGUAGCUACACAUCCUGUCCCCGCGCUCGUCGCCUCAGCGGGCAGGAACCCGGGGGAUGGGCACGAGACGUCCAAAGGGCCACGUCCAAUAGAAUGUCACGAACAAGAGAGAGCGCGAGCCUUGCCGCGCUCCAGGAUAGGCCCCACAGCAUCUCCCGCGCUCUGGCACAACUAACCCGUCCAUCCCCCCGCCGGCCCGCAAGAGACUGCAGGAGCGCGCGCUAGCCGGUCUCUUUUCUCCACCCUUCCCUGGGCGCGUGCGCGUUCACUCUUUAAAUCCCUUGGCUGGGGCUGAGAGCUGGCGGGCAGAAUGGGAGGGGGGAGGGAAGAGUCCCUUCAACGGCAAGGCACACCUCGCGAGCAGGCAUUGGCCGCCGCCACUUGCUUCUUAUUGAUUGGCUACCGGCUUGGUAGAGCUCCUCCUAAUUGGCUCUUCGGGUUUUGGAUACCAGAUUUAAACCUUUUAAAAGUGCCCGGAAAAGGGAUUCCACCCAGAGACUGACUUUGAAAAAGAAAGCGCGAAAGGAGGCAGCGCUUACCAGCUAGAAAACCAGCCACUUCAGGGAACAUUUGAAAAGCUACCCUAACCACUGAAAAUGAAACGUGAUUUUAAUUAUAGCCAUGUUUACUAUGAAUCUUCACUAUUAAAACUAACUGGAACAGAAGCAACAUCAGAAGAGCCUUGCCCUGAGAGUUACAAUGAAAAUUGCAAAGAGUGUACCAAAGAAAAGCUCUUCUAUGGUGACCCGCAUCAUGGAAGUUCCAAGAGUUUCAAUCUCAAAAGUGGAAAAAAGCUUAUGCACAAUAAAGAAAACCAACAAGUAUGGAGACAUAUUGAGAGUGCCAGUGAAAUUGACAAUGAAAACGAAGACAGUGGAUACUCCUCUUUAUUGGGUAUUGAGCACAAACCCAAUGAUAAUGAUGACAGUGUGCUAUUAGCAGGGAAUAUCAACAAUAUACCAAAUCAUAGUUUCAGUCCAAGAAAAAAUUUACUACCAGUCCUCCAUUUUGAAGAACUUGUCUGCUCAACUUUGAAAAAAACUAGCAAACGGAAUCCAAAGUCGUGGGCUCUUGUCUUAGAUAAAAUAGCUUCAAGGAAAAUGGAAUUUGUGAAUCUGAUUGGCAAAAAAAUGGGAUUAGAUAAGCUAGAUAUUCUUGGAGAAUUAUUUCAUGGGAAAUUCAGACAUCUGUUAGCAAACAUUUUAAUACAUCUUAACGAUACAGACUUGAUAAACAUGGCCAAAGUUAGCACUACGUGGAAGAAAAUUCUUCUUAGUGACAAGUGGGCUUUCCAGAUGUAUAACAAAGCACUAAAACUCAGUUUGAAUAGCAACACAGUAGCUGCCAAACAGUCUGAUACAAGGGAGUAUGCUCUCCAUCGUGAACCAUUAACUUAUAUUCAGAAAGUAGCACCCACACAAAUUAACUUUUCUAAAAAAACAUCCCGAAUGAAAGCAAACACCCAGAGUAAUCAGAGCUCUUCUUUCAGCCGCCAUUCACAAUUUUCUGAGGUUGCAAAGACUUUGAAAAAUACUGAAAGUUUGAAAGUUUGCCAUCGCUGUGGUUCCCCUGCAAAAUACGAUUCCCAUCUGCAAAGGGCAACGUGUGUCCGAGAAAGCUGUGGUUUUGACUUUUGCACAAAGUGUUUGUGCAGCUACCAUACUGCCAAGGAUUGCAUCAUUGGAAAACCUGUAAAAACGACUUUCAGACUCGGACCUCUUCCUUGUAGCAAAAAAAGCAAACAGAAUUUACGGAGACUAUAAUUUCCCCGAUGCAAAUUCUAGCUAGAGUAUCAUAUUUUGCUUGUAGGUUCAAAAGAGGAGUGAAUGUGAAAGUUGUGGUUGUCUAAUUUAAAAAAAUGCAGUGAUUUUUUUAAAAAUCAAUUUUAAAGUUUUUUUGUUUUUUCAGAUGUCUUCCUCUCCCCUUUUUAGAAGGAUGUUCAGCCAAAUUUUUAAACUACUUCUAGGUUUACAUGAGAAUUGUACAUGGCAACCUUGACUUAACAAGUACAAUAACAGUGGAUUUUUAUUAAGUUGGGGGCAGUAAAGGUAGCAUUUGUUUUUAAAAGUUGCUUGUUUUAUGGCCUCUAACUUCAUGCCUUAUAAAAAGCCUUUCAGAGUUUUUACAAUAUAAUCUAAUAAGCAAAUCAUAUUUAAUGUAUUUGCAAUGCCAAAUUUUUAUUAAAAUUGAAUUUCAUCUGAACAAAACAUUAAACAUGUAAAUAGGAUUAGUUUUUAUAACCACAUGUGUCUUGAUAGCUGCUGAAACGUAGUGUCCUGGCCCAUUUCAUCUUCAUUACUGGGUAAAGAUGCCUAGAAAUGUAUAUAUUUGUAAAUACUUAAAUAUUUGUCUGUCUACAUGAAAAAUAAAAAUUAUCUUUAUAAAUAAAA